AGCCGGUGAGACUAAGAAUGCUGUGAGCGCCAUCCACCCCGCACCUGCAAACACAUACUCACCCCACUCCUCCACCUCGGACACCUUCCAUUCCAUCUGCACACGCAACCCCUGGUCUGGCCGGAUGAGUUACCACCCGGUGGACACGAUAGGGAGUCCAUUCAGGAGAAGUAUGGAUAGUAGGACCACCUACGGCCGCUCCACUGGCACCCCCUCAAGCGGGUUCCGUUCUCAGUCCUGGUCCAGGGCAAGCCCAGGCUCCACGAUGACCUCCUCCUACAAGAGGAGCGUCAAUAUGCCGGUAGCCAGAGCGUACAGCUCCACACUCCUCAGCUCCGCCGACAGCGUUGAUUUCAAUCAAACGAACGGAGACUACAGGCGCUCCAACGAGAAAGAGCAGCUCCAGGGGCUCAACGACCGCUUCUCCGGUUACAUCGACAAGGUGCACUACCUGGAGCAGCAGAACAGCCAGAUUGAAGAGGAGAUCCAGACGCUGCGGCAGAAGCAGGUGUCGCAAUCCCAGCUAGGCGAUUUAUACGACCAGGAACUCCAGGAGCUGCGCUCCAUGCUGGAGCAGAUUCACCACGAUAAAGCGCAGAUCCAGCUCGACACGGACCACGUCGAGGAUGACAUCCAGAGAAUUAGGGACCGCUUCGAUGAGGAAGCCCGCAUCAGGGAUGAGACGGAAGGCAUCAUCCGGGCGUUGAAAAAAGAUAUGACCGACUCUGAUUUGGUGAAGUCAGAGUUUGAGAAGAAAGUUCAGUCACUGCAUGACGAGAUUGCCUUUAUCCGCAACAACCACGAAGAAGAGGUGAGCGACCUGUUCGCCCAGGUGCAGGCGUCGCAGGUGACCAUGGAGAGGAAAGACAUCCAGAAGACGGACAUCACCGAGGCGCUCCGGGAGAUCCGCACCCAGCUCGAGGGCCACUCCAACCAGAACCUGCAGCAGGUGGAGGAUUGGUUCACGUGCCGCUACUCCAAGCUCACUGAUGCUGCGGCACAAAACAAAGAUGCAAUCAAGUCCGCCCGUGAUGAGAUAGCAGCCUACCGUCGCCAGCUUCAGUCCAAGACCGUGGAGUUAGAAUCCGUCCGUGGAACCAGGGAGUCACUGGAGAGGCAGUUGAAUGACAUCGAGGACCGACACAACAACGACCUGUCCAGCCUGCAGGAGACCAUCCACCAGCUGGAUAAUGAGCUCAAGGGCACGAAGUGGGAGAUGGCACGUCAUCUGCGUGAGUACCAGGACCUGCUCAAUGUGAAGAUGGCCCUCGACAUUGAGAUUGCUGCCUACAGGAAACUCCUAGAAGGUGAAGAGACCCACUUUAGCACUUUCCCCUACCACCACACCAUCACCUCCUCUAAGAAGUCCAAGUAUGAGCCUCCCAAACUGAAAGUCCAGCAUAAGUUUGUAGAGGAGAUCAUCGAGGAGACCAGGGUAGAGGAUGAGAAGGAUGAGAUGGACCAGGCCCUGGCUGACAUGGCCCAGGAGUUUUCUGCCACUCUGGAGGCAGAGGCAACAGAUGAAGGAGAGGAUGAGGGAGAAGAGGGAGGAGAAGAAGCAGAGGGAGAAGGGGGAGAGGGUGAAUCAGAAGAGGUUGUAGCCACCACUGAAGCCCAAGUUAGCUCCACCACACCUGCUGAGGAGGAAGAGGAGGACAAAGAAGGUGAUGAUGAAGAAGAAGAGGGAGAAAAAGAAGAAGAGGGUGAGAAGGGAGAAGAGGGUGAGGGUGAGAAGGGAGAUGAUACAGAAGGUGGUGAUGAGGGAGAAGGAGAGGGGGAAUUAGAGGAGACAGUCCUGUGCUCUAAAGUCCCAGAAUCAAAGGCCUCUCCUGACAAAGAGAUGGUUGGAGAGAAGGAGGGAAGCAGAGGAGAAGAGGAGACAGGAGAGGGAGAGGGAGAAGAGGAGGGUGAUGAUCAAGAUGAAGAUGCAGGUAGUGACAAAGGAUCCAAAGAUGGAGAUGAUAAGGAUGAGGAAGAUGAGAAGAAAGGAAAGGAUGAGAAAGAAGACAAAACAGAUGAGAAGGCAGCUGUAGCCAAGACAGAGGCUCCCAAAACAGAAGCCCCCAAGAGUGAGGCCCCAAAAGUUGAGGACCAGAAAUCUGAGUCCCCAACCCUCAAGCCAGACUCCCUAAAAGCUGAAUCCCCAAAGGCUGGGUCCCCGAAGUCUGAGUCCCCAAAAGCUGGAUCCCCCAAAAAUGAAUCUCCCAAAGCUGUAACCCCCAAAUCGGAAUCCCCAAAAUUUACAGGAUCCCCCAAAUCUGAAUCCCCAAAAACUACAGGAUCCCCCAAAUCUGAAUCCCCCAAAUUAGGAUCCCCCGAGGCAGAGUCCCCUAAGGGUGAGUUCCCCAAACCAGAAGCUCCAAUGUCAGAGGCCCCCAAGGCUGCAGAAGAGAAAGUAGACAAAAAGAGUGAUUCAGAGGAAGAGAGGAAGGUAGAAAAGAAAGAUGCAGCCAUGAACGGAGAUGUGGAGAAGAUUACCUGACUGAAACUGAGUAACUGCGCUCCAUCCAACCCACUCAGGAGGAACAAAGAUGACACGACAAAAAGCAAUCAACCCAGAACUAACAUAACAAAGAAAUCAUAGAGCUAGAGCGAUGUAAUAAAGAGAACCACUCUCAAACAUACAGAAAAGCAACGAGAGAAGCCAUAUGAUGUGACAAAGCUAACGUUUAAAAAAUGCAUGUUGAGAGAAAGCUUUAAAUGGGUUUUGCUGCAGAUUAUAUCAGGAAAAUUUGUUAAUGGGACAGAUUACUAAUUGUCUUCAUGUUUCCCUGCAGUUCAUGGGAGGGCUCACAGGUGGGGGCUUCUGCAUGCUAGCUCAGGGAGGGAGACCCCUCCGCUCUAACCUGUAUGGAUGGAUGGAAGGUUUACAGUUUAGAUGCAUACUGUAUGUGGGUGGGAGAGUGAUAGAAAUGUAUGUUCAUUCAAAUGUUAAUUCAAAAAGGGGUGCCUGUGUUGGAGGGUCCACUUUAGAGACACAUGUUCAAAAGGACUAGCCUUUUUAUGUGAAGAUACCAACUGAGCCAAAAAUACAAUCGUCUACAACACAAUAUAGUGAAGAAUGAGAAAGACGAUGGUGCAUUGUACUGAUGAUCAUAAACAUACAGUACCCAAAGCAACUAAAGCAUUAAGAACCUUGAAGAAACUCUGAGCCUUAAAGAUGCUUUUUAUCAGUAUCUAUUAUGUUUACCUAAUGAGUGCAAUUGAAAAUAAAUAUGUAAAUGCGCACACAGACAUUCUUGUAUGCAUAGGAUGGACUUGAAUUUAAAUAGUGAAUUUAAAUGAGGUGCUACAGUUUGCACUCCCAUGUCUUUACUCAUCAUGAACUAUUUCCCAGCAGCAUUUGCUCAAUAAAUGUCAUACUG
Messenger RNA from Oncorhynchus tshawytscha (Chinook salmon), 3365 nucleotides. RefSeq names its product neurofilament medium polypeptide. The record is from RefSeq and is a predicted model, not a curated record. NCBI's taxonomy places the organism in Eukaryota, Metazoa, Chordata, Actinopteri, Salmoniformes, Salmonidae. Gene Ontology annotation, cellular component: intermediate filament; cytoplasm; axon. Gene Ontology annotation, biological process: neurofilament bundle assembly. Gene Ontology annotation, molecular function: structural constituent of cytoskeleton.